UUAGCGCAAGAAGCCACCAGACCAUCUGUAAACAUACCAGUUGGAAAGAGACGAGAGAGGGAUGUUUUACUCACGUUGUCAUGGUGAUAACCGUUCUCUAUCUCUUCAGGAAGGUGACUGGCUGGCUGGAAUACCACCCCUCUCCUUCUCCGUCUGAGGACAUCCCAUUCCAUCAGGACGAUAGUUCGCUGCCACUUCACCCCAGCAUGGAGCCCACCAAAGUCCAAUCAGAGGGCGGCCUCAAUGUCACCCUCACCAUCCGCCUCCUCAUGCAUGGAAAAGAAGUUGGAAGCAUAAUUGGAAAGAAAGGGGAAACAGUAAAAAAGAUGCGAGAAGAGAGCGGAGCAAGAAUCAAUAUUUCCGAGGGCAACUGUCCUGAGAGGAUUGUCACCAUCACUGGACCAACAGACACCAUCUUCAAGGCUUUUGCUAUGAUCGCCUACAAAUUCGAGGAGGACAUAAUCAAUUCCAUGAGCAACAGCCCAGCCACCAGCAAGCCCCCAGUCACCCUGAGGCUUGUAGUUCCUGCCAGCCAGUGUGGCUCCCUCAUCGGUAAAGGAGGCUCCAAAAUAAAGGAGAUGAGAGAGUCCACAGGGGCCCAGGUCCAGGUGGCAGGAGACAUGCUGCCCAACUCCACAGAGCGUGCAGUGACAAUCUCUGGGACCCCAGAAGCCAUCAUCCAGUGUGUCAAACAAAUCUGUGUGGUCAUGCUGGAGUCUCCACCAAAAGGUGCCACCAUCCCUUAUCGCCCAAAGCCCGCCUCCACCCCGGUCAUUUUUUCCGGUGGCCAGGCCUACACAAUUCAGGGACAGUACGCCAUACCACACCCAGAUCAGUUGACCAAGCUCCACCAGUUGGCUAUGCAGCAAACCCCCUUUACCCCUCUCGGACAGACCACCCCUGCUUUCCCUGGUUUGGAUGCCAGUCCACCAGCCAGCACCCAUGAACUCACCAUUCCUAAUGAUCUAAUAGGCUGCAUUAUUGGCCGCCAGGGAACCAAAAUAAAUGAGAUUCGACAGAUGUCUGGGGCGCAGAUCAAAAUUGCAAACGCUAUGGAGGGCUCAUCAGAGCGCCAGAUCACCAUCACAGGGACCCCCGCUAACAUCAGCUUGGCACAAUAUCUCAUCAACGCCAGGCUGACGUCUGAAGUCACAGGAAUGGGCACUCUCUAGUUUCUACCCAUCUCUCCUCAGUGCAUCACAUGACCCUUGAGCAAAUGGCAUUGCACCUAGUUGAUUCUUUUCUCUGUGUUUGACUGUCCUGAUAUUUGAGUGAGUUUAACUAUUUAUAAUUUCUAGUAUCUACUGUAAACGUAUCGGCACAGUUAACUAGGAUUUCACACAUUUAUCCUCAGACUCUGUUGUUUCUUUGUUUCUGAAAGUCACUUUACUUUUUUGACACUCUAGUACCUUUCAUUACACCUCACACUGCACCACCUUGUUUUACCUCAUGUUUUUUCAUAUUGAUUUUCUUGUUUUAAACUGAAGGCGCCUGAAAGUAAAUGCAAAGCAAAUCUAGAGAGUAGUAUAGACAUUUAAACUGAGGCAGUUAUAUAAGUGACACUUUUCUAAGUAUAUUAAUGUAAAGGAAUCCCUUAACUUAAAUGUUUUUACACAUUUUCUUCGAUUGAUGGCAUCAAGGGGUUUGUAAAAACUUAAGCUGGCUGCACACUAAAUAAUUCAAAGCCUGAUUUUAGACCUGGUUAGACAUCCCCAACAAUCGAAAGGGGUGUGACUCGAUAUAAAGCUUAUCAUAACCAAUUAUUUGUCCAAAUAAUCCCCAAGUUUGUGGUGUCAAAAUGAUUAUUUUACUGCUCCUGAUUGAUGUUGAACCUUCCAAAUCAUCAUGAAUACCUAACAUGCUUGAUAUUUGUGAUGUCAAGUUGGAUUUCAUCUGACAAAAGACCCACAGGAGCCAAUCAGACCAGCUGCAAACAAACACUAUUAAAGACCUUUUGCAUCUAAUGUCACACAGUCUGUUUCCUCUGGCUACAGUCUGUCUGAAGGGGCAAAAUUUGCAUUUCUCACUGGCAGCUACUUCCUCUCAGUGAUCUGUGUAGUGCACAUUUUGUACAAGGAAAGUUAAGAAAGUUUCAGAUGUCAGUAUUAGACACACUAGAUUGAUUUCCAUAGCAGCACCUCUUUUGUGACAGAAGCACUACAUGGGCUAAUGCUAAGGCUUGAAAACGUCUGUAGCCUAUGAGGGUUUAAAAUGUGACGCCGUUUACAGGUGACUUUCAGCCAAAUGAGAUGCUCAAAAGGAAGACUAUAUUCUUGAAUGCCUUGUCUUUUAGCCUGCAAAGCAUAUUGUGACAUCCUGAAGAAAAACUAAACAAAGAGGCAUUCAUGAGGACAGCUAGGAAGGCAUCAAGGCCUUUUGAUUCUUUUUCAGUCCACUUUUCAAGUUUCACUGUUUGUGCGCCCUUGAGGUGAAUUACUUCAUUUGACAAAUUCACUGAUAUAUGUGUUAUUUCAGCUAAUCCUACACACUUACUGUCUCUUACAUUUAUUGCCCACAAAUAAAUGCUGGAAUAUAAUAGUCAACCAAAAUGCAUAGCCCAGUGUCAAUACAGUCCCCUUAGCUGUCCUCUGUAAUACAUGACAUCAGAAUAGUAACACGUCUGCAAAGGGUCCAUGCCAUCUUCUCAGCCAGGAUUUUAAAGAUCCAUAUUUGUUGUUAGGCGUGUUUCUGUGAGAUCUUGUCUUUUUUGACACUCCACUGUGAAGUUUUUAUAACAAAUGGCAGCUGUGUGGUCUGUUUCAAUCAUCUACUGCGAUGGUUCCUUCAAAGGAACUCUGCAAGAUCAGACAAAGUCACUUCAUUGAAUAGAUAUUUGCAUCCCUCAUAUGUGUAAUGAACAAAAAACUUAACUACAUAUCUGCAUUUGAGAAAAAAAAUAAUUAAAACAUGGCAGUCUCCUGGUGAGUUUAUAAAUUGAAAUCUUCUGGAAAUGCAGAUAUCUAGUGUGUUUUUGUUUUAUAAACAUAAGAGAUGAACUUGUAUUAUCAGGUAGGGUUCCUUUUAAAUGGCACUGCCUUUAAGAAUUUCUACUGCAACACAAGAUACUGUAGCGCAUGUUAUGGCUGUUCCAGACUGGGUGUAGGGUGUCUGUGUCUCAGCAGCAUCAUCUUCCCAGCAUCAGGGAAGAACAGCAGAAAAUCUAAAGCAGUGGUUUUCAAACUUUGUUGCCCUAGGCAUACCUGAGAUUUAGCCAAAAUCUUAAGGCUAGCCAUGUUUACAUUAGAUGCAUGCAAAAUAGCCUCUUUUAUAAUUGUUUUGUAUCUUUAGUUGUAUAGUUGUAUAAUAUACAGUUGUGCAAAUACCCAUGGCACACCUAGACCUGUCACAAGGCACACCAGUCAAACAAUUUGAGAACAAUUCCACAAGCCACACACGUCUAUAGGCUAAAAUAGACUGGUAAAUGCCAAAUAGAGGGCCAUUUUCCCUCAUUUUGGCACCGUGAUUCUCAAAUUGUCAAGCUAUAAGGCAACCACCACUUUCAAGACGUGACAUUGUGACUCAAAUUUCUCACUGAAUUUCUUUCAAGGAAAAACUUGGUCUUUGAUGGAGCAAACAUGACUGAACAAAGAGACAGGACAAAACUAAUGGGGAGGACAUGCAUGCAAACAUGUUAUUUUACUAUGUCACCAUGCCACGAUAACAUAGAUUUUGGUGGGGGUUUUUUUUUCAAGAUCUUAAGAAAUAAUGGCAUGAUCAUGAGAAAACCAGCUUUCUUCAAGAGGAGAUGGCAGGAUAAAUUGGUUGAAAUCUCAAGAAAACAAUCAGAAUUUACUCCUUGUGCAGCAUAAGAGAGCAAAAUAGAAUAUAUGGAAACGGGUCUGGCAUGAACUUCCACACAUGCUAGAUAUUUUGCCACUGUUUUUUAAUUUGAAACAGAGUGAAAAUAGCUCAAAAACCCAAAUUCAACUGUUGCUGGAGCUUACUGUGUCCACAUCGGUAGAACAUGUCACAGAGAAGAUAAACACAAGACCAUUACACUUCUGAUUUGCGCUUUUCAAAAUAAAAGCCUGGUUAAGGAGAAAAUCUUGUUCUUUGUACAGAAUGCUGUUAUUUUGUAUUUUCCCUGCUCAGUUGGUGAUGAAUCAAGUAACUUUUAGCAAGAUUUAUAGUGGUAAAACUUACUAAGUAAGACGGGGCUGUGAUAACAGGGAGACACAGCCAACACACAUCUGGUAUGAAAGCUGCAGGCCGGAGUGAUCAUGCAUGGCAGCUGUGUGCAGCAAACACGAGCCUGUUCUGAAAUGGAGUUAAAGAGGCUAUUUUGCAUGGAUAUGAAUGUGAUGCACCUUCAGAUUUUGGGUUGAUCUGGGCAAAAAAAAGAUGAAAACCACUAGUCUACUGAGUGCAUCCAGUGAUUUAAUUUGUUAAGUGUGCAGCCAGCUCAAGACUACUUUAGAAUCUUUACUGGUGCUUUUGUAUCACAAAAUCCCUACAUGAAUCUCCCUAUCAGGGGUUUUAUUCCUGUGUAUUCACCACUGAUAUUAUACUGAAUUAAAUCAGUGCUUUUCUCUGUGCCUGCAGAUGUUUGCCUGUUAGUCGUAGUGUUGUAUGAACACAAUACAAAGGUCUGCAUGACACAAAAAAAACUGCAUUUCCAAUUUACCUCCAUGUUAAACAGGUUGGAACAGAGACUGGAUGGUGAAUGCGCAUAUAACACACCAUAAACAGUCAAUUUAUGAGUCGUCACUCUGACUCCAAUCUAAAUGACGCCAAUAAACACACACUGUAACACGCACAUAUCAGUCUUUUACGGGUUUGAUAUGAGAGCUGACAAAAAGGGAGAGAGGAAAAAUGUCACAGCUAGGAGUGAAAUCGUAAAUGCAUGUUAUAAAUAAACCCCACUUUAUUCACCUAUACUCCACCAAGAUGUAAUCAUGUUAUUCAUGCUGCCACCUCGUAGCAAAUAGGCCACACAGAGCGGUCUGUGAAUCGACUCAUGUAUAUGUGCCAUCACAUGUAGCUUAUUUAAGUUCUUCCAUGUAUGUCAAAGGGGUUGAAAGGCUCCUGGGAAGCAAGACUCUCAUUAGUCAAAUAAUGGAUGUUUUUCUUCUGCUUCCCACACAGACGCCUGACGUAGUUCAGUUGCCUUUUUAAGAAAUGUGGCGCCUUUCUAGUUGAGUAGCACGACACAUUGGAGAGGUAUGUUUUGACAUAUAUAUCCACAGUCUGAACCAGUUAUGGGUUAUGCAGGUAAUGUCAAGCUACUAAUAAGCCUUACAUAAUAUUCAUGUAUGACCCUUCUGCAGUUGCUAUGUUAUAGAAUAUCUCCUUGGUUACACCAGGCAUCUCUUUAAGCUAUUGAUCUGUCCUAGUUUAACACGCGCAGAUACCCAACAGGUGUUUGUGAACUAAAGCUGAAUGUAUCAUUAAAUAUGCUUCAAAUGCUAACAUUUAUACAUCAUACUCUAUGAAACACACAUUUAUGGGUGUCUUUUGUAUCAGAAACUUCAGUGAGCUCAGAGGGUUUUGGGGUAGAAUGAUUUAUUUAGGAGAGGAAAUGAGUAUUUAUCAAAUCACAUUGUUACAGAUUACCUUUUCACAUGGUAAUCUAUAGUUUAUUUAACCAUUAACACACUAUGGAUUGUUUUCUCUUAAACUGAAUUGAAAAUGAACCAAAACCGAGUAGGAGUGACCCAAAAUAGUGAGAAAUUCAAUGAUUCAUUCAUCAUUUACUACCAGUCUCAUAGUUGAAUGCCUGCUUGCUCAACAAAGAUCAUUCCACUCUAUCUAUACAGGGUGCUUAUUUUUUAAUUAUUAUUUUAAUAUCUGCCUGUUUUCUCAAAAUCAGUCAUGCCUUAUAGCCUUUCUUGUGAUAAAUGAGGUCUUAAUACUUUUUAAUGCAACACUAAAACACUUUAUGCCACAUAAGAGAUAAACCACACAAUUAAGCUAAAUAAUUUAACUCAUUAUGUCUCCUCACACAUAUUUGUUUGCUUUUAUAAGUAGUUUGGUGCAUUUAAUCUUAUACAAUCCAACUUUUUGCUGUGCUUUUUCUUCUGCUUUGCAUUGCCACUGCUCUGCACAUUGCAGGGAGAAAAGUUUGAUUCAUGUGAAUAUAAAGGAAGCUCUGAACUUAUCUUAAUUUUUCAUGCCAUUUAAAUUUAAAGCAUCAAAUCAUUAAUGAAAGAAGAUCCAAGGCAUGUGUUAGCCUGUUUGCUAUCUAAACAAAACUCAGGUUAGCACUGGAGCUGUGCAUGUCUACCACCUUAUUUUGUGUUGUCACUCUGAUUGGCUCAUCAUGAAUAUGACAGACAGAACAUUCGUCCAAUCACCCUCUGAGAACUUUUGUAAAUGUCCUGCCCUUCCCAAACACUUAGUAUGGGAGAUUUCCCAGAUAGACGUUAAAUAUAUCAUGCAAUGGAUGCAUGAAACAGUCUAUUUGGUGGUCAGGGAAUAUUUCGAGGUCAUUUAAAAUAAAUUAAACUUCAUACUAUAAAAUACUUCAAUAUAUGUUGAUAUUAACUGACAAAAUACAGCCAGAAAGUUUAAAUUAAAGGCUACCUAUUUGAUGUAGAGAAACAGUGUCAUGUUUAAACUGGUGUUAGAUUAACUGGUGACACUUCAACUUACUGCUUGCUUCCCAAUCAUAACAGUUCAUCAGUACUUUUGGAGUAUUAAAUGUUUGUAAGGAUAAGGCUUAGCAGAGUCGCAAAAGUAUCUUUAAAAACACAAAUUUUAGAAAAGAAAAUACAGAUAACUUUUCAGAUGCCAGAUAAAAAAGGAUGAAAUAAACAGUGGUUGCUCAAAUUCUGCAAAUACUUUCCAAGUACCAUUAAUGUCUCUGAAAACGAAGUGCUGGCAAUGUAAAAUUCUUAUGAAAUAAAAAUCUGUAGGUUUCAUGUUUUGGUUGUAUGAGGGUUUGUUUAAUUUUUUCAGGCUGGAUUCAAGCUAUGAGUCCUCUGAGUAAAUGCACGUGUAGCAUGGCUAGAAUUUCACAACUAGGUGAGAGAAGGGAUGGAUCAAAUCCUUUAAACCAGGGGUUCUCUGACUUUUCAGCCUGUGACCCCCAAAAUAAAGGGGCCAGAGACCAGGGACCCCCCCGGUACCUGGGGAUGGUUGAAGCAUAGUUGAACACAGUUGUGCAAACUGAAGAAUAGUCAUGUGCAGACUGACAUUUUAAGGAUGUUUUACACAUGAUUGUUAUUUCAGCAUAGAUCUCAUGAAAUGAUCAGGUUUUUAUUUGAUAUUUAACAAGUUUUUAACACGACCCCCACAAUGAGAACCAUUGCUGUGAACUGUUGUCCCAGGUCUCAAAAACACAUAAUCACAUGGUUUAUUUCUUAUGUUGCAUUAAGAGUGUGUAUCAAUAUGCACAAAAAGAAAGACAUUUGACCAACAGUUGACUUUAGGCAAAAUCUGACCAAUCAGAUUUGACUAUAUAAGCUCUACCCCGAAAACCAAGGUUUACUCAUUAUUGCAUGAUGACCCCAAUGGUAUCUCCUAUUCUUUUCCCCCCAAAAUUUGGCUACAGAGUGAGACAAUGCCAUCUAUAACUUCAUCAUUUACAGUCAUGACACUCUAUCAGGUAUUACGUAUGUUGAUAUGGUCACUCAGUUUAAAUUAUUCUAUUUAUAAACUUUGAUGCAACCACAGAAUCUACUUCCAAGCCUGGAUAUGCAUUACUUUGAGUGUUAACUACAGCAAUGGAUCGUUGGUGGCAUUUAUUCUACAAGAAAAGUGAUACACUGUUGGUCGGGCACAAACAUUUCACAUUUACCCACUGCUACACAUUUACAUUCUGAAUGUAAAUCAGCACGUUAGAGCUGGUGUGAUGUGUUUCCAAUAUGAACAAACUAAGGUCAUGUUUACACGGGGAUGAUCCACUGGAUUUGUGGAUUUGUGGAUUUCUUUUUCAGCUUGAUGAUGUUUUCAAACCAACCUGCACAUAGAUUGGCAAAAAUUGACCAAAAGUCCUGCAAUACUCAUGCCAGGUCUGUAGUUAGUAGUGACUUAGUGAACAUGUGCAUGUGCACAUAGUCUUCCUUUUUCAAAGCGGUUACACAUGGUUAACACAUGGAUAUUUGUGUGGAUGGAUGACGAGAUGCCACUCCAAGUGACUCUUAAGUACAUAGUUAGGCUCAGUCCCAGUUCUAACCUUUACCCCCCCUGCAAUGAUGUCAUGCAUGGCUUCUGUCUUGAACCAUAAUGUCCAUAUGUGGAGGUCUCCAUCAUUACUACAAUGAUACAGUGGCGUUUUUAGAAGUUUUCACUCCAGAUCCUGUUUUCCGGUUGCAAGAAUUCAGUUUUCAUGUGAAUGAACAGCCAAAAAUUAACAGAAGGUUGAUGUUUUUGGAUUAAAUUGUCCUGUAAACAUGGCCUAAAAGAAAUGCUGAUUAAAGCCUAACAGCAUUUUUGUUUUAUUCUUUAUUACAUCCGUCAUUUACAGAUUUUUAUCACAAAUGUAGCUGAUACUGUCAGUCAGGUUCCCAGCUACCCGGUUUCAUAUGGAGGCCAACUUUGGAGGCCACUUUGCAAACAUCUCAGCUGCCUUUUGAGCGUUAUUAUUCCGGUUUACAUAAUCAUGACAGUGCUCAUGUAUUCAUCCCUCACAGUUCUGUUCAAACACCUCUCAGUCUGUUUCUUUGUCAUUGAACACUUUCUGUUCUGUUAUUGUGCUAGAGCAGCAAAAAAAUAAAGUUUAGCACUAUAUGAGGCUGUUUGAAGAGAUAUGUCUGGUUCUUUUUAAGUUACA
Molecule: messenger RNA, 8713 nt
Organism: Cheilinus undulatus (humphead wrasse)
Lineage: Eukaryota; Metazoa; Chordata; Actinopteri; Labriformes; Labridae
Gene: pcbp3
Product: poly(rC) binding protein 3
Exons: 13
Coding region: 81-1172 (363 amino acids)
Biological process (GO): regulation of RNA metabolic process; regulation of gene expression
Cellular component (GO): nucleus; cytoplasm
Molecular function (GO): mRNA binding
Source: RefSeq, a predicted model, not a curated record